Messenger RNA from Acaulospora colombiana, 369 nucleotides. Lineage: Eukaryota; Fungi; Glomeromycota; Glomeromycetes; Diversisporales; Acaulosporaceae. The record is from the annotation of a GenBank genome assembly.
AUGUCUUCUGCAAUAAUGGAAUCUAACGACUUCACGAUGUGGCCAAGGAAGACCCGAGGCAUCCACAAGCCGAUAAAUAGAUCAUGCGCUCACAACAAGAAUAUCACCAUACCUCUUAAUAACAAUCAAGAAAUCCUAUCACCCAUACCGUCAGGACACCUCGAGACCGCCACCAAAUUCUGGCAGUUCAUGGUCGAAGAGGGUCGAACGACCUACGUGCGCUAUGGCACCAUCAGAGCUGACGGUAGUCUCAAGGAGAGGGCGACGCACAUUCAGCAACACCUGAAUUACGCGGAUGCCAAGGAGUUUGUGGAAAAUUUGGUUGAUGAAAAAAUCAAGGCUGGAUAUGUUGGUUGGGCCCAUUGGUGA